Molecule: messenger RNA, 2617 nt
Organism: Geodia barretti
Lineage: Eukaryota; Metazoa; Porifera; Demospongiae; Tetractinellida; Geodiidae
Source: the annotation of a GenBank genome assembly
ACGGUGAUGAAGAUAUGCGAUCAGGGGCAUGUAUCUAUGAAUUCUGUUUACCAUCAGCCGCGGAGUUCCAGUCCUUUGCCGGAGGUUGAGUGUGCUGGUCGAGCGGUGCUGGUAGGUAGUUUAAGCGGACGAAAAUGGCGGACGGAUCCAUGGACGUGGAGCCGCGGCGCCCCGUGAGGAGAAACGCCGUGAGACAGGCCAACGUGGUGGAAGUCAAGGGACACAAGUUCGUGCUCACCUACUUCAAGACCUUCACAUUCUGCGGCCACUGCGGCCGCUUCCUCUGGGGCGUAACAGGGCCGCAGGGAUACCAAUGCAAACUGUGUGACUUUGUUAUGCACAAGAGAUGCCUGGACUACGUGUCUUUCAUCUGUCCAGAUGUUCACAUAGGCAACGGAGCUCCAUCUCCACACAAGUUCAAAACGAUGUCAUUCCGAGGCCCCACAUGGUGCGAUCACUGUGGCUCCUUCAUCUAUGGUCUGAUGAAGCAGGGGAAGCAGUGUGCUGACUGUGGAGUCAGUGUCCACCAUCGCUGCCACGAGAUGGUCCCCAAGACGUGUGGCCAGCAGGUCAAGGAGACACGAGGUCGCCUCGAGAUGACCGUCAGGUCCGAAGACAUUGACGACCAACACAUAAGACUCCAUAUUGGCAUUAUCCAGGCAGCCAACCUCCCCCCCAUGGACGCCAAUGGACUGGCUGAUCCCUACGUGAAGCUGCGAAUGCUGCCUGACUCCAGCAAUUCCGCCAAGCAGAAGACAGAGCGACAGGCCAAGACACUGUGUCCAGUCUGGGAGGAGACCUUCUUCUUUGAUGUGAACAAGACGGACUCGUCAUUUGAGGUCUCUCGUCUGGUGGUGGAGGUGUGGGACUGGGACCGCUACACCGCCAACGAUCUGGUCGGGGGGUUCAGUAUCCCAGUGCCAGAGAUCGUGGAGUGGAGUACGGGAGGCAGCACCGUCACAAACUGGUACCGUCUCCUUGAUGCCAAGAACUUGAAACAGAAAUAUGAGCACGUCAUUGAGGACAGCGAGGCUGAGAAGCUGAUAGAGGAGUUCAAGAAGAAGACGAGGAUCGACAGGGCACGGGGGCUCCGCCCAGAGGGCAUCCCCGACCUGAGGAGAGGCUCUGAGAUGGUCCCCGAGUCACACGGUCUCCCCAAAAUGGCUCUCGGAGAUUUCAAACUCAUCGUCGUCCUCGGGAAAGGGAGCUUCGGGAAGGUGUUCCUGGCGGAGCACAAGGAGUCGAAGGAGGUGUAUGCCAUCAAGAGUCUCAAGAAGGACCUGAUUGUGCAGGAGGACGAUGUGGAGUGCACUCUCAACGAGAGGAAAGUGCUGGCACUGCAGAGCAAGCCUCCAUUCCUCAUCAACCUCCACUCCUGCUUCCAGACUGAGGAACACCUCUUCUUUGUCAUGGAGUACGUCAGUGGAGGAGACCUCAUGUUCCACAUCCUGGAACUGGGCCGGUUCUCUGAAAGUCAGACCAGGUUCUACGCGGCGGAGAUAGUGCUGGGUCUGCUGUACCUCCACGACCUGGGCAUCAUCUACAGAGACCUCAAACUGGACAAUGUUCUCCUGGCCUCGGACGGACACGUCAAGAUUGCCGACUUUGGUCUCUGCAAGGACGGCAUCUCUGGCAGCUCAAAAGCCAGGACCUUCUGUGGCACUCCAGACUACAUUGCUCCUGAGAUCAUUCAGUAUCAUCCGUAUGAUGCAGCUGUUGACUGGUGGGCUCUGGGUGUCCUCAUCUACGAGAUGUUGGUUGGAAGAGUAAGUGGCAUGUCCCUCUGCUAUGUGGAGUACAUACUUGAUUCCCUCACCAGGAUUCCUGCGUAGUGGUUACAUCGUUAUGAUGUUACGUUAGUAUGCAGUGUGUUUACAUAUAGUAUGCAGUGUGUUUACAUACAAAGACUUGCUAUUGUUACAGUUACAGGAAGUAUCACUUGCUUGUAGAGCUAUAUUAUAGUCUGGCUUCUUGCCUUUUGUGUGGUAACUUGUCUGUCAACAGAAAACUAACUGUUUCCCUUUAAUUAGAACCGUCCCUCUCAUUACUGCAGCCACCAUUUGACGGAGAAGAUGACGACCAAUUGUUCAUGAACAUUGUCCAGAAGCCGGUUCACUAUCCUCGAGGCUUGUCUGAACCUUGCAGGAAGAUCAUUUCAGGAUUUCUGAUCAAGAAUGCCACCAAGCGACUGGGCAGUCACCCGGAGGCAGGAGUGGAUCAGAUCAAGUCACAGCCCUUCUUCAAGAACAUGGACUGGGACAAGCUAGCCAAGAAAGAAGUGAAGCCUCCGUAUCGACCAAAGAAUAAAGGCAAGAAGAACCACGAUAACUUUGACCCAGAGUUUCACUAAGGAGCCUUGCAGACUCAGCCCCGUGGACGCCAACAUCAUUGCAGCCAUCGACCCUGGAGCCUUCGAAGGGUUCUCCUUUACUAAUCCAGAGCUAUACAUCGACUCUUGAACACCUCUCUUUAGCUGGACCUUGCCUCUCAUUGCACAUGUUGUUAUUUUUAUCUUGAGUGUGCACACGCAUUAUUUUAGUGUAUAAUUAUACAUAUUUUGUAGUUAUGGUAUGCCAGAAAUGUUUAUUUUUGACUCGAAUUAGCAUUGUUUCCGGGC